GUCUCAUUUAUAAUUUUACAAUGUCUGGUAAAGUCGAGAGAGCACUUUGAUCCAGCUCUCCCCCAAUAACUGUCGCGUCACUUCCUCACCCCGUGCCCAUCCCUUUGGAAGAAAAAGAAAAUUCACACAGAGAAACGACGGCGAGAAAAAGAGCGAGGGAAAAGUCGAGAGGGGAAACGCGAGCAAAAAGCCAGAUGAAAAAGCUGGAUACUGAAGAGGUAGCCAAGCAAAGACCAGAACAUACGUUUUAAACUAUGCCACUCCACAAAUCAUCCCGGGCCCCUCGUCUGGACCCUACCAUGAUCUCGGCGCCACUGGGUGACUUUCGUCACACCAUGCACAUUGGAAGGGGAGGCGAUGCCUUUGGAGACACCUCCUUCCUGUCCACCCUCGGUCCGAGUCCAGCCAGCCCCGACCUGGGGAGUCCAGGGAUGAUGCCAGCUGCUGAUCCUGAGGUUGCAGUCAACCACAGUGAUCUUCAUACAGAUGCUCCAGGAAGCCCACAGAACAAUGAGCUUCAGCACUCUGAGUCAGUGUCUUCGUUCACCCUGGACCUGGACCUGGAUCUGGGCCCAUCAAUGCUGGGAGACGUGUUAGGAGUGAUGGACGGAUUGGGGCUUGACUCCAAUGAGGAGGAUGCAUUCAAAAGCAGCUCAUCCUUGGUGGAAACAAAGCAGGGAAAGGGGGCCACGGAAAUGUCCAUGAACGUGCAGAACGAGCUGAACGGGAAGAACUUGGUUGGGCUGGAUGGAGACCAGGUGGGAGACGGCAGGAUACCAGAUGGGAACGGGAUCAAGCCAAAGGGGUUAAAACCAAAAGUGAGAUUCAGCGACAAACGAGAGGAGAUCAUUCGCCAGGCAUCGGAAGAGGAAGAGGGUCAAGGGUAUGACUUCCAGGAUGAGAAUCAGCUGGUGUGUAUGAGUCCAACGAGGAGUGAGAGCGAGAGGGGCGAGAGCCGAGUAGCAGGAGGUGAAACUGAGUUCACCAAUCACAAAGUAGAUUUGCCACCUAGUCCUGCCUCAUCACAUAGCUCAGAGUAUGAAGGAGUCACUCCAUUGGACAGGAGGAGGGUUGACAGCUGCCACUCAGAGACUGAUUCAGACGAGGAGGAGGAGGAGGAGGAGGAAGCAGGAAGAGGCUACACAUUUGAAGAUGAGUUUGAUGAUGAAAUUGGUCUAUAGGGUAUAGAUAUGGUUUUGCCACAGAAACACAUCUUUGCUGUUGAGUAAAUCCAGGAUACUGUAUUUUCCUUAACUCAUCAUUUCAGUAUCAUUUGAAUGGGAGGCUUAAACAGAACAUAUCAUAACGCAAACUGGAUUUUUCCAAGACUCAGAGGUCUACAGUUAAGACGAUGUUGCUCAACUGGAAAAUACAUUUUAUGUUUUAUCUACAAGGGUAACAGAUAUGCCAAAGACUGCCAUUUUGAUCAGAAAAAGCAAAAUGUCAUUUGGGUUAUUACAGUGAAAAGUUUGUAGCACUUUGAUUUAUUUCAUUCACCUGGAAGCUUUGCUAUGAAACUGAAGCUCAGUGGAAAGUUUGAUUCAGGCUAAAUGAAUGAUGCUUGUAUUGGUAAUUUUUGUCCUAUAUUUGCUUUAAAAAAAUCUAAAGCACACACAACAGGCGUUGUGUUUACUGAGCUUUAUGUUAUAGUGCCUUAAAGGGAGCUGUUCUUAUUAUUAUUGUACCCUGUGCUAUACCAAUGUCUUAUUAGUUAUUUUUCAUAGUGCAUGUUUAUUACAGUCUCCAUGUCUUCUCUUGAUGUUUAAUUCAUUUGAAAAGCUUUACAAAAGGUCCCCAGAGACACUGUCAGAAAAUAAAGAUAUCCUGUGUAUUAUGAAUUACUGUGAAUUUGUCACAUUCCUAAUCUGACACUGUUUCUCUGGUUUAGACCGAAUCAAAUCUGUUCUCAGAGUACAGUUAUUUUGUAUGUUUUCAUACCUACCAUAGUUUCUCUGGGCUGUGGGGCUGGACUGAUACUAAAACACUAAGACAAUCAUGGGAUUUAAAGGUCAUAUUGUAAAUCAGGACCAUGUUGAUGUUUAUUUCUGUACAUGCUUUUUGCUUGUAUAAUGCUUGUUUUUUUUUUUUUUUUUUUAAAAAAGUGUUUUAUUCCAUAAUGCUGUAAAAGGGAGAGAGGUCAUUAUGCUCAUCUGUUGGAAAUGCUGGUUUAAAGACGUUAACCUGUGGUUUCAUAAGGAUUACAGUGAAAACAAUAAAACUAUUAUUGGGAAUUUAUAAUAAUCA
Molecule: messenger RNA, 2244 nt
Organism: Lates calcarifer (barramundi perch)
Lineage: Eukaryota; Metazoa; Chordata; Actinopteri; Centropomidae
Gene: cdc42ep5
Product: CDC42 effector protein (Rho GTPase binding) 5
Exons: 2
Coding region: 255-1181 (308 amino acids)
Source: RefSeq, a predicted model, not a curated record